GUUAGCUCGUGUUAGCUUGACAGUUUCACAUGAAGGCAAAGCCAGGCUCUGCUGUGACAUCCGGCGGUGACGUGAGCUUCGGCUGGCACUUUUCCUCUAACACAACACAUCUGAACUUUCAUGUUACUUGACGUUCAGUGGAGACAUUUGCUUCUUUUCGGAGGCUCGUAACAAACCUAACGGUACCUCGGUUUUAAGCUAGCUGCCUUAGCUGUCUGCUCGGAACAACGAGCGGGUCGAUAAACGGGUUUAGCAGAACUUUAGCAGCAGGUAAGCGGACAUGUCCAGCGAGGUGAGCCUGCCAGCUGAGUGGGACGACGACGAGCGGAUGAAUUUCAUGUUCUCCGACUUCAAGGAGAACCGAGAUGUCAACACGACGGACUGGGACAGUAAGAUGGACUUCUGGACGGCUCUGGUCCUGAAGAGCUGCAGGGACCGAGGCACCGUGUGCGUCAACCUGCAGGAGCUCAACAAGACCUUUAGGAGGAAGGAGCGAUCCCCGAUGGGUUUGGCCACUGUGCUGCAGUCCAUGGCCAGAUGUGGGAAGAUCCAGAGGGAGUCAGAGUUUGCUGCCAAUGUGGACUGUGGCUGGUUGUCCUGGGGAGUGGGCCUGCUGCUGGUGAAGCCUCUCAAGUGGACCUUCUCCACUCUGCUGGGCAGCAGCCGGGUGCCUUUAGAGGAGUCUUUUGUUGUCAUUGAACUAGUCAAGGAGAAAGCAGCAGAAUUACUCAGGGUCUACCGCAGCAGUGAAUUUUCAAGCUGCUCCAUCGUGUCAUUUCAAGAGCUCUGUUCCUUCUCCUCUGAUGUCUGUGCUGAUGAGAGCACCCUAUGCAUGGCUCUCCUGCAGCUGCAGAGGGACAAGCAAGUGACAGUUUCAUUGCACGAAGGCGAGAAGAUUGUGAAGUUUUGUCAGCCUGGACAGGAGCGUGUGUCUCCAGUUAGUGAUGUGGAUGUUGGCAUCUACCAGCUGCAGCGCAGUGAGAAACUGCUUGGAGAGAGGGUGCAGAAACUGAGCCUGGAGGCCGACAAGUGCAAAGAGGAAGCGAGGGUUCUGCUGCGGGAGGGGAAGAAAUCACAGGCUCUGAGGUGUUUGAGAGGCCGCAAGAGGGUCGAAAGGAGAGCAGACAGCUUGUUUGCCAAACUGGAAUCCAUCAGGGGAAUCCUGGACCGAAUAGCCCAAUCACAGACUGAUAAGAUGGUUAUGCAAGCAUAUCAGGCUGGAGUGGCUGCCCUGAGACUCUCUCUUAAAGAUGUGACUGUGGAACGUGCCGAGAGCCUCGUGGAUCAAAUCCAAGAGUUGUGUGACACCCAAGAUGAGGUGAACCAGGCUCUGUCCACUGGUGUGACUGCUGCAGAUGAAGACAUGGACGAGCUGGAGGAAGAACUGAAAUCUCUGCUGGAUGAAUCAAAGCCAGAUUCCAUCUCAGGUUUGCCUGAAGUCCCGACUAACGGUCUGCAGCCCUCUGGUGAGCCGAUCCUCAGUUCCCGGCCAGCUGUCCCUCGCAGCCAUCUGAACAUUACCGCUGAGCAGCUGGAGGAGGAGUUGAAUCAAUUAACUCUGACAGAUUCAGGUUUUCAACAGAAGAAAGUAACAUCGCCAGCCAAGAGGUUAGAACCUGCACAGUGAUGGCACUGGCAAGACAUGGCAACAUAUCAAGACAAACUGUAUCUCUUAAAAAUGAAUGUGAGUUUAAAAAAAAAAACGAGAACAAGACAGAUCACUAAAUAAUUACUGAGGAGUUGUGAAAUCAAUACCAGGUUGAAAACAAGGCACUUUCCUUCAUUUCAUAAUAACAAUAAUAGUAAUAAAGAAUUCCUUUAUUGUGGAGGCAUGCCAAAAAGGAUUUUGAAAAUCUUUUCUCCCUCCUAAACUAACCCACUUCUUACCUUGAAAGCUUUCAAAUCUGCUCAUCAUCAGGAUCUGAAGGCUUUCAGGUCAGAAGUAAAGAUUUUAAUCCUGUGAAUCACGCUCUUUGGUAUGUCACCACCAGGGAUGCUUUUAAUUUUGUGCUAUUUUUGACAAGAGUAAGAGAACUAGUGUAUUUGUGGUUUAUUGUGUGUUUGUAGACGUCCAUCAUUGGCAGUCCUGUAACGUGUAUUAAGUGGCCUUCUGAACUGUAAAUAUGAACUUAAAAUAAGGAGAAUGCUAUGCCAAAUGAUUUAUUACAACCAUACGUAUAUUUAGUCUCACUGCAACAUACCUGUGAGGACUGACAAGCCUACCUUAAGUGAGUUUAACCAAAUAUGUUUCUGAAAAUAAAAUUUAUUUUAAUCACU
This is a messenger RNA of Stegastes partitus (bicolor damselfish), 2277 nucleotides long. It is a transcript of the gene chmp7, whose product is annotated as charged multivesicular body protein 7. The coding region runs from base 281 to 1627 and encodes 448 amino acids. Lineage: Eukaryota; Metazoa; Chordata; Actinopteri; Pomacentridae. Gene Ontology annotation, cellular component: ESCRT III complex; multivesicular body; cytoplasmic side of plasma membrane. The record is from RefSeq and is a predicted model, not a curated record. Gene Ontology annotation, biological process: vesicle budding from membrane; late endosome to vacuole transport via multivesicular body sorting pathway. The transcript is spliced from 10 exons.